This is a messenger RNA of Paramecium tetraurelia, 1698 nucleotides long. RefSeq lists its product as uncharacterized. The transcript is spliced from 3 exons. NCBI's taxonomy places the organism in Eukaryota, Ciliophora, Oligohymenophorea, Peniculida, Parameciidae. The record is from RefSeq and is a predicted model, not a curated record.
AUGCUCAAUAAGUACACUCUUGAAUUUCUAUUCAAGGAUCAAGCUGAGCAGUACGAAAACUACUCCAAAUCAUCCAAACUAAGGGAAGUAACGUACUUCACCAUCUACUCAGUUUCCUUUUCGAUUCUGAACACCGCAAAAUUUAUCUAGCGAGACUCACUUCCUUAUUCAAUACUCAGUGGAAUAUCGAUUUUUGCAUUAUUGAUGCUCUGGAAAAUACUACAACAAAAACCUCACUUAAUCAAUUUAAUUGUAACUAUUUAUCAAUUGUAUUUGCUUUUCGCUUUUAAAAUGCCUUAAUUAUUUAAUGGCACAACCAAUCCCACUUUAGAUCAAUCUUGGUAUUAUGGUUUCCAAUGUGGUUACUUGCACUUCAGUGUUUAUCUCUUAGGUGCCAACUUCAUUUAUCAGACCUUCCUGUUGAUCAUUGUUAUUGGAGUCCACUUAGAUUAAGACAACAUAGAUAUUAAAGAUGGGAUUAUCAACAUAUUUCUCUUUGUCUUUUUGGCCAUGAGUAUGAUAGCCAUCAAAUAUAAUUAUGAAAAAACUAAAAAGGAAUAAUAUGUUUAGAGUUGUCAACAGGAAAGAUGGGAACAACUAUUGUCAAAAGUGUUGUCCAGUUCCAUUUUGUUGGUUUCCCAUGACAAGAAACAGGAUUAAUUGCAACUCGAGAAGGAAAACAAAUUUUCAUCUAUUUUAUUCAGAUUAAAGGAUAGUGAAAAUCUACGACAAUUACUCAGAAAGUUAAUCGUAUCUUCCAGCAGACACCCAGAUGAUAGUGUCUCGAAUUUAGUUCAUAUCAAUAUGGAACACACGUUGAGAAGAUUCCUAAUCCAUACUCAAGAAUUUGCUGAUUCAUUCAAAACUUACAAAUACACCGUUCAACAUUAUUAAACUUAGAAGCUCUACAAUGUCAAAAUACUCAGAUGCGUAUUUAACAAUAAACUACAAUGUUUACUCAUCAUUGAUCCUAAGAAGAAAUAUUUUUAUAAUUAGACUUAAGUUUUAUGGAGUAUCCUCUAGAAUAUAACUGAAACGGCAAAUGAAUAGUCACGUUUCUUAAUCAAGUUGCUCACCAAGUUUAAUCAAAUAUCAAUUAAAUAGAGAUUCCCAGAUCAGAAGUUCUACUUUAAUCACAAUUUCAUACAGAAUAUUUAAAUCAUUUUUUAAAACAAAUCUAACCGUCUUAAAUUAUAAUCUAUCACUCAAAAUUCAUUACAAACUGCACUUGAUCCAUUGAUUGGAAUUGACUCCUAAAAGGUACUACUUGCUAAACCAUUUAUGCAUGAUAUUUCCAUAAUUCAGUAAUUAUUGAUUUCAUGCUUCUACAUAAUUUAGCAAAUUUUUAAAGAUCUGAAAAUUCUAAAAAUACAAAUAGAAAAUCUAAAUUCAGAAAUCUUCUUUUAAAUUAAAAUAAAGGAAAGGGACAAAGUCAUUCAAACCAAAAUAUUAGAAAUCCUACAAACUAAUUGGGUUAAGUCUCCAAAAGGAUUUUUUCAUAAAACCUCUGUUCAUCAAUCACUCCUAGAAAGAAUGAGUUAUUUGACUUAAUAGUUUUAGAUACCUAUUAAUUUGCUACUAAAUAUAAGUAUCACUUAAUUGAUUCUCUCUGAGUUUGGAGUGUAUAACCAUUUAGAUAUCAUACAGGCUAAUAACGAAUUUACUUUUACAUUUUCCUUAGUCCCCCAAACCUAAUGA